GGUGCAGGGCAUGAGGAGGAAUUCAAACGAGUCAUCACUGCAGGAGCAGAAAGAUCCGGUGUACCUGCGGGAGAAAGUGACACAGAAACAUUCCAGAGAGCAUUUUGAGUCUGCACAGAGGAUUGAACAAGACUACAGCAAAUACUUCACAGGUGUGGUUCAGGGCGGGAGUUUGUCCUCAAUGUGCGCUCACAUCAGGACUGUUGUGGACCAGGAACAGAACAAAGUUCUUUGGGUUCCUGAUGGGACCACGUGAAUAAACCGCAGAAUAAAACCUAGACUACGACUCCAGAAGUGUGUAACAGAAACACGUCAUCCAUCAUGAAAUCUGGAGCGG
Molecule: messenger RNA, 337 nt
Organism: Triplophysa dalaica
Lineage: Eukaryota; Metazoa; Chordata; Actinopteri; Cypriniformes; Nemacheilidae
Product: disks large homolog 5
Exons: 3
Coding region: 11-256 (81 amino acids)
Source: RefSeq, a predicted model, not a curated record